AUGGCUCCAAGACAUCCUGAAAACCUCUUAGAAGUUCUCUUAAAGCAAUGCUACCUCCAACCGCGUUGCGCUGCUGGUCAGCGACGCCCGCUACAUGUUUCUCGAUACACUACGCAAGCUGCGCACGAAUACCACAAGCCGGAUAGCUUCGCUGUCCUGGGCGGGGGGAUUAGUGGUCUUGCCAGUGCUUUCUACUUGUCGAAGAAACACCCGGACAAGAAAAUUACGCUUUAUGAGCAAAGUUCGCGCGUUGGGGGCUGGGUACAGUCCAAGAAGGUCGAUGUAGGCGACGGGUCAAUAGUCUUUGAAGAAGGACCGCGGACCUUGAGGUGCACUAUGCCCAAUGGUAUGGUAGCACUGGACUUGAUCCGCCAGCUCGGUCUAGAAAACGAGAUUCUGAGAACGAAGAAGGAUGCAAUUGCCGCAAGGAACCGUUUCAUAUACUAUCCAGACCAUUUGGUGCGCGUUCCUGGACCAGGAUCGAGUUUCUUCUCUAUACUAUCUGCCGUGAUUCGUGAACCAGUCUUUCGGGAGUCCUUUACAUCCAUCUUGCGGGAACCUUUCAAAACAGUUCCCUCGGCCGCGGGAGAAGACGAAAGCGUUGGCUCCUUUCUGGAACGUUAUACCAGCACAGUCCUUGUCAACAAUCUCGUUUCACCGCUCCUGCAUGGAAUCUAUGCUGGCGACGUUUGGAAGCUGAGCGUGAACAGCAUUUUCCCGAUGUUGCCUUUCUUGGAAAGGACGCAUGGCGGCCUUCUGCCAGGGGCCCUGGAUCUGCUGUUUUCCUCAGAAAAGCCAGCGCUAGAGAGGGAUACCGACUUGAUUCAGCAUCUUCUUCAGGAACAACCCACACUUCGAGGACAGCUCUUGGAGAUGAAGGACACUAGUGUCUUCACACUCAAGGGCGGCCUUGGCAGUUUAGUGACGCGCCUUGAAGAGGUUUUGCAGCAAAAUAAGAACGUGGUUAUCAGGAAAGAUGCCCAAAUCGAGGCACUCGAAUUAAAUCGAACAAUGGACACUAUCCAACUGACCACAAAUCUCAAAGAUGAACCCAAGCCAAAUCACGCCUUUGCAAUUUCAACCCUUCCAGCUCAAACUUUGGCCAAGCUUGCCCCGGAGCUGGAUAGUCUUAAUGACGUUCAUUCCGUGACGGUUAUGAUUGUUAGCCUUUUCUUCAACAACCCCAACGUCCUACCCGCCAACGGAUUUGGUUAUUUGAUUCCUCAGUCUAUUCCGUUAGAACAGAAUCCCGAACGCGCUCUCGGCGUCGUCUUCGACUCCGAUGCUGCUCCAGGCGUCGAUACUGCCAAGGGAACCAAAGUAACCGUUAUGCUUGGCGGACAUUGGUGGGACGAUUUUAGUUCUUACCCUGAUGAAGAGGAAGGAAUGAGGAUGGCAAGAACAGUGCUCGCUCGACACCUCGGUAUCGUCGAUGAGCCUAUUGCCAACAAUGUCCGGCUAUUGAAGAACUGCCUGCCACAGUACACUGUAGGCCACCAAGCUCGCCUCGGCCGCACCCACAGAGAUCUUCAGACAAGUUUCCGAGGUAGAUUACGCGUCGCAGGAAAUUCGUAUGGUGGUGUGGGCAUCAAUGACUGUAUACGCUCAGCUUACGAUGUUGCGAUGCUGCCCACGGAAGGCUCGUACUUUGACACAUACACGGGACUCAACAAUUUGGGACCGAACCCGCAAUGGGUUAAGUUCAAGAUGGUAAAACGGCAGGUACAGGUCAACACAGUAACAAAAUAA
Molecule: messenger RNA, 1749 nt
Organism: Xylona heveae TC161
Lineage: Eukaryota; Fungi; Ascomycota; Xylonomycetes; Xylonales; Xylonaceae
Product: Protoporphyrinogen oxidase
Exons: 3
Coding region: 1-1749 (582 amino acids)
Biological process (GO): heme biosynthetic process
Cellular component (GO): mitochondrial inner membrane
Molecular function (GO): protoporphyrinogen oxidase activity, oxygen as acceptor
Source: RefSeq, a predicted model, not a curated record